UUCGAUCACUUCACAUUGAAAUGGAUUUCUUCAGAUCCAUCUUAGCAGAUGAUGCGGACCCAAAUGACUACGACGAAUCCGAUACCGAUCCUCCCUCAAAUCAAUCCCCAAAUCAUCCAGAAAGCGAAGGAGAUGAAGACGAUGAUUCCACUUCCAAUAUUAAUUCAUCGGAAGACGGCAGCGGCAGCGGCAUCGGCGGCGGUUUAUGGAGCUUCGGGGAUCUGGUGAAGACAUUUACCACCAAAUCCGAAUCAGUCUUCGAAACCUACCGUCGCGAUCUAAAGGAAUUCGGAACCGGUUUGAGGAAAGAAUCCGAUUUGUUUCGCGAAGUCGCGAGUCGCGCCGUGAAGGAGCUGCCGUCGUCUAUCGAGGUCGGAACCUCCGCGAUCGACGGAGUACUGAAAUCGACGGCGGAAUUCAUCGUGCAAGGUAAGGACUCGCUUCUCGCAUCUUCCUCUGGAAUUGAUGAUUCCGAUGCUUCUGAAAGACAUGGUUCUAGUGAUCGUAGUGGUUUGAAUUUGAAUUCGAGGAGGUACAGUCGAUUUGAUGCUCAAUUGAAUGCGAUUCAGACAGAUACGCGAACUUACUGUGAAGAUCCUGAGGAUAUAGAUGAUUAUAAUAAGUGGAAAUUAGGGUUUGUGAUGGGUGAUAACAAGGAUGAGAUUGAGAAAUUAGUUGGUGACAAUGGAGUUUUGGCGGGAAUCUAUUCAAAACUUGUUCCAAUUGAGGUUGAUGAUGCAACAUUUUGGUAUAGGUAUUUCUAUAAGGUUCAUAAAUUUAAAAUGCAAGAGGAUUUAAGAGCUAGGCUUGUCAAGAGAUCAUUAUCACAAGAUAUUGAAGAAGAAUUGAGUUGGGAUAUUGAUGAUGAUGAUGAUAACAAUAACAAUAACAAUAACAAAGAACAACAAGAAACAUCUGAUCAAUUAAGAUCAAAUACCACAAAAAGCCAAGAUUUGGAGAAUGUUGAAAAGCAAGUGAACCCGGAUGAUGAAUCCAAAACUCGAAGUUCUAAGAUUGUUAUUGAGGAUAAGGMGAUGGAUACUAAUAUGGGUGGUGUUGAUAAGAACGAUGUAGAGGAACCAAAACCUGAUGGUGGAAAUGGGUGUUUGGAGAAAGUUGAAUCGGAAAAGGUUUAUUUGAAAGCGGAUGAGGAUGAAGAUUUGGAGUGGGAUGAGAUUGAAGAUGUUGGGAAUAACGAUGAGGAGAACGUCACUGAGGGUGACACUCAAAAGAAAGGUGACCUGCGAAAGCGGUUGAGUACCUUUGCUGAUGAUGAUGAGGAUUUAAGCUGGGAUAUUGAUGAUGAGGAUGMUGAGCUUGUAAAGUCGGGUAAUAAGUGACAGAUAACAAAAUUUGAUUCACCGAAGGUGUUUUGCGUUGUGUUGUACGUGUACGUGCACUUGUUGUAAUUGUUUCUAUUUUUCCUGUUGCUUUAGAAAACAGGCAAAGGCAUUCUAAUGUGAAUUGCAAUCAAUUCUUGUUCAUAAUAAUAAURAUAUCUUCCUU
Messenger RNA from Cynara cardunculus var. scolymus (artichoke), 1506 nucleotides. RefSeq names its product BSD domain-containing protein 1-like. The transcript has a single exon. The record is from RefSeq and is a predicted model, not a curated record. NCBI's taxonomy places the organism in Eukaryota, Viridiplantae, Streptophyta, Magnoliopsida, Asterales, Asteraceae. Gene Ontology annotation, cellular component: cytoplasm. Bases 21 to 1340 code for a protein of 439 amino acids.